Molecule: messenger RNA, 1773 nt
Organism: Theileria annulata
Lineage: Eukaryota; Apicomplexa; Aconoidasida; Piroplasmida; Theileriidae
Exons: 3
Coding region: 1-1773 (590 amino acids)
Source: RefSeq, a predicted model, not a curated record
AUGUUUAUCGAGGAGAGUUUGUCGUUCGAGAACUUCUCAUCCUCGGGAUUGCGCGGCUGCACAAAUUAUUUCGACGUCCAGUAUGACGAUAGAGUCCUGCCCCAAAGCGAGUUGGAGGAAACUAUCCACGAGUUCCCCUACUCAGAGGAUACCCAACGCCGCUUCUCAAGUGAUAAUUUUACAUUAACCAAUGAACUGCAUGAUCAUACAGUAAUAGAUAAUGAUCAUACAGUAUUGGAACAUAGUGUUUUGGAUCAUAGUCUGUUACAUGACCAUAAUGUAUUAGAUCACAGUGUAUUGCUCGAUGCUGUGUUACAAGAUCAUAACGUAUUGGAUCACAACGUGUUGGAUCACAAUGUUAUGGAUCGUGACGUGCUAGAUCAUAAUGUGUUGGAUAAGGAAAAGCCCCUGAAUAAUGGUUUUGAGAUGACUUGCAGACAAUUGAAUAACAGACAAUCGAAUAGUAGGCAAGUGAAUAAUAGGCAAACUAAUAAUAGGCAGAUUAAUAGUAGACAACAGUUGACAAAGAGAAUGGAGUUGAAUAAUCGUCAAUUCAAUAAUGGAACUCAACUGACAAAUGGUCAAUUGAAUAAUGGUCAGCAAUUGAGUAGUAGGCAACAAUUGACAAAGAGACGCCAAUUACAAAAUGGACAUCAAUUACGCCCAAGAACUGACGUCCAGUUACGUAUUGGGAAGGAAUACUUCGAAGAUUUGUCGGAAUACUUGAAUUUGGAGGACGAAGUUCCUGAAGUUAAGAAGAACCCAGUUCCAGAACAGACGCAUAAAUGUAAUAUCGAUGAAGAUUCACUCAUUGAUAUAUUCAGGAAAAACGGCGCAAAGUGUGAAUCGAAGUCUGAGAUGGCUAAGAUCCUUGCAAAGGCCAAGAAGAAAUACUUUUGGACAGAUGGAUUCUGCUUACAACUUGGAUCCAAAGGCCGAAAAAUCAUGCUUCAGCUUUUGCGUAUGGCUUACAAGACCAACAAGAAAAACAAACGGGUAUUCCAGUGCAAAAACCCUCCUACCACGAUCUCUAAUUUACCUUUUUUCAAGAUCAACAUGCUCUGGGAACUUGCAUACGACAUGGGUGUAUUCGACGAAGCUCUUCUCAUCCACGAGUUUUUCGGUAACGUCAAACGUACCAACAAACCCAACUCCUCAAUCUAUGGUGAAUUCCAACUCGCUCUCAACAAUAAAAAACCAGAUCCAAUGAAAUAUCCACUCCCAAAUCCACAACUCAACAACAUACCACGAAAUGGAUAUGUGUAUGAUGGAUUUGGAGGAUUUAACGAUAGCUAUGGGGAUGCCUACGUUCAGGAUCAUAUCCCGCUUCCCUUUUCAAACUCGACUGAAUUUGUAGGAAGCGAUGGCGGGAUCACACCAGAAUCAAAUGAUCUGACAAACUUGAUUUCCAGAGACGAUUUCCUCUCAACGAUCAACGAGACUUACACUCGCUCACUCGGACUGAACACCAAUAACCAAUUCGUACAUGAUACCACACAAUUCGUGCAAAGAAUUGAUCCUUUGAAAGAACACUUCGGUUUGGGGGAGUCACAUUUAAAUUCAGUGCAUGAGUUCGUUAGUAAUAACGCGAUGGAGGAACAUCCAGUGAAGGUUGAGAAGAAGAGGUAUAGGAAUAGUCUGAAGCACGAAGCGAACAUUUCAACCUCGCCAAGCUCACUCUCAACAGAUGUCCCUUCAAUCACAGAGGACCCGGUCAACGACGACGAAAUUUACCUCCACCAAGCAUUCGAACAAUCUUUCCGGAACAACUAA